This is a messenger RNA of Aptenodytes forsteri (emperor penguin), 2781 nucleotides long. It is a transcript of the gene ATP1A2, whose product is annotated as ATPase Na+/K+ transporting subunit alpha 2. Gene Ontology annotation, molecular function: ATP binding; P-type sodium:potassium-exchanging transporter activity; ATP hydrolysis activity. Gene Ontology annotation, biological process: proton transmembrane transport; intracellular sodium ion homeostasis; intracellular potassium ion homeostasis. Gene Ontology annotation, cellular component: membrane. Bases 5 to 2488 code for a protein of 827 amino acids. The transcript is spliced from 17 exons. NCBI's taxonomy places the organism in Eukaryota, Metazoa, Chordata, Aves, Sphenisciformes, Spheniscidae. The record is from RefSeq and is a predicted model, not a curated record.
CGCCAUGGGCAGAGGGGCCGGCCGGGAGUACUCGCCCGCUGCCACCACCUCCGAGAACGGGGGCGGCAAGAGGAAGCAGAAGGAGAAGGAGCUGGAUGAGCUGAAGAAGGAGGUCAACUUGGACGAUCACAGGCUGUCCCUGGAUGAGCUGGGCAGGAAGUACCAGGUGGACCUGUCCCGGGUGAGAUGUCCCCAUGUCCCACUCUCGAUGCCACCUCCAGCAUCCCACAUCCCUCCUGUCCCCAUGGAUGACACCCAGCUGUGCCCCCUGUCCCCUCCCAGCAUCCUGAAUCCCUCCUGCCCCCUCGUCAUCGUCACCGGCUGCUUUUCCUACUACCAAGAGGCCAAAAGCUCCAAGAUCAUGGACUCCUUCAAGAACAUGGUGCCCCAGCAAGCGCUGGUGAUCCGCGAGGGCGAGAAGAUACAGAUCAAUGCGGAGAACGUGGUGGUGGGCGACCUGGUGGAGGUGAAGGGGGGGGACCGGGUGCCCGCUGACAUGCGCAUCAUCUCCUCCCACGGCUGCAAGGUGGACAACUCGUCGCUGACGGGGGAGUCGGAGCCGCAGACCCGCUCGCCCGAGUUCACCCACGAGAACCCGCUGGAGACCCGCAACAUCUGCUUCUUCUCCACCAACUGCGUGGAAGGCACCGCCCGUGGCAUCGUCAUCUCCACGGGGGACCGGACAGUGAUGGGGCGCAUCGCCUCGCUGGCCUCGGGGCUGGAGGUGGGGCGCACGCCCAUCGCCAUGGAGAUCGAGCACUUCAUCCGCCUCAUCACCGGCGUCGCCGUCUUCCUCGGCCUCUCCUUCUUCAUCCUCUCUCUCAUCCUGGGCUACACCUGGCUGGAGGCCGUCAUCUUCCUCAUUGGCAUCAUCGUGGCCAACGUCCCCGAGGGGCUGCUGGCCACUGUCACGGUGUGCCUGACGCUGACGGCCAAGCGGAUGGCGCGCAAGAACUGCCUGGUGAAGAUCUUGGAGGCGGUGGAGACGCUGGGCUCCACCUCCACCAUCUGCUCCGACAAGACGGGGACCCUCACCCAGAACCGCAUGACCGUCGCCCACAUGUGGUUCGACAACCAGAUCCACGAGGCCGACACCACCGAGGACCAGUCGGGUGCCACCUUCGACAAGCGCUCGCCCACCUGGACGGCGCUGGCACGCAUCGCCGGGCUCUGCAACCGCGCUGUCUUCAAGCCAGGCCAGGAAAACAUCUCCAUUUCCAAGCGGGAGACGGCAGGCGAUGCCUCGGAGUCGGCGCUGCUGAAGUGCAUCCAGCUCUCCUGCGGCUCCGUCAAGAAGAUGCGGGACAAGAACCCCAAAGUCACCGAGAUCCCCUUCAACUCCACCAACAAGUACCAGCUCUCCAUCCACGAGCGGGAGGAGGACCCCCAGGGGUACCUGCUGGUGAUGAAGGGGGCCCCUGAGCGCAUCCUGGCCCGCUGCUCCCGCAUCCUGCUGCAGGGCCAGGAGGUGCCGCUGGACCAGGAGAUGCGGGAGGCCUUCCAGAAUGCCUACCUGGAGCUGGGGGGGCUGGGCGAGCGCGUCCUGGGUUUCUGCCACCUCUACCUGCCCCCGGACAAGUUCCCGCGCGGGUUCAGGUUCGACGCCGACGAGCUCCCCCCUGAGCAGGGGGUCACUCCUCUGUGUGUGUGUGUGUGCGUCCCCAAGGUGAUCAUGGUGACGGGGGACCACCCCAUCACGGCCAAGGCCAUUGCCAAGGGGGUGGGCAUCAUCUCGGAGGGCAACGAGACGGUGGAGGACAUCGCUGCCCGCCUCAACAUCCCCGUCAGCCAGGUCAACCCCCGGGAGGCGAAGGCCUGCGUGGUGCACGGCUCCGACCUGAAGGACAUGACCUCGGAGCAGCUGGACGAGAUCCUCAAGAACCACACCGAGAUCGUCUUCGCCCGCACGUCCCCCCAGCAGAAGCUCAUCAUCGUUGAGGGCUGCCAGCGCCAGGGUGCCAUUGUGGCGGUGACGGGGGACGGGGUGAACGACUCCCCGGCGCUGAAGAAGGCCGACAUCGGCAUCGCCAUGGGCAUCGCUGGCUCCGACGUCUCCAAGCAGGCGGCUGACAUGAUCCUCCUCGAUGACAACUUCGCCUCCCUCGUCGCCUACACCCUGACCAGCAACAUCCCCGAGAUCACCCCCUUCCUCCUCUUCAUCAUCGCCAACAUCCCCCUGCCCCUGGGCACCGUCACCAUCCUUUGCAUCGACCUGGGCACCGACAUGGUCCCCGCCAUAUCGCUGUACGAGGCGGCUGAGAGCGACAUCAUGAAGCGGCAGCCCAGAAACCCCCGGACCGACAAGCUGGUGAACGAGCGGCUCAUCAGCAUGGCCUACGGGCAGAUCGGUGAGGGGCAGGGGUGCGGGACCCCCCGGCUGGCGACGGGGGCAAUGGGUGGCACCCCAGGACCCACCGGUGACACCGGGUGCCCGCUAGACAUACCAGGGGACACCCCCCCCACACCUGGCACCAUGGCCACUGUGUGACACCAGGGCUCCCGGUGGCACCUCAGGACCCACUAGUGACCCCAGGGCACCCACUAGUGUCCCUUCCUACUGGCUUUAGGGGCACUGUGUGACAAAGAGGCACCUGCCUGUCACCCCAGGGCACCAAGUGACACCCCCAGGACCCACUAGUGACCCCAUAGCACCCACUUGAGAUAUGAAAGGCACCCCAGGACCCACUGGUGAUACCAAGUGGCGUCCCCCCAGCUGGCAUCCAGAGCCCGGUGUGACCCUGGGGCACCCACUGGUGAUAGUGGAGCACCCACCUGUGACCC